This is a messenger RNA of Cavenderia fasciculata, 756 nucleotides long. RefSeq lists its product as uncharacterized. Gene Ontology annotation, molecular function: protein binding; chromatin binding. The record is from RefSeq and is a predicted model, not a curated record. NCBI's taxonomy places the organism in Eukaryota, Evosea, Eumycetozoa, Acytosteliales, Cavenderiaceae. Bases 1 to 756 code for a protein of 251 amino acids. The transcript has 6 exons. Gene Ontology annotation, cellular component: Set1C/COMPASS complex.
AUGGGCAUAGGAAAAGUGUUUAAAGAUGAUAAUACAGCACCAAUCAAUUCGAUGGACUUUUGUGGAGAUGGAACAUUAUUGAUAACAGCAUCCGAUGAUGAAUCGAUUCAUUUGUAUAAUAUAAACUCGGGAGAUUCACAAAAACAAUUGUAUAGUAAAAAAUAUGGUGUAGAUUUGAUUAGAUUUACACAUCACAAUGAUGCUAUUAUAUGUGCAUCUAAAAAUCAAUGGGAUGAGUCACUAAGAUAUUUGUCAUUACAUGAUAAUAGAUACUUGAGAUAUUUUAAAGGACAUAGAAAUAAAGUUGUAUCAUUGUCAAUGUCACCUGUAAAUGAUACAUUCAUGUCUGGAUCAUUGGAUGAUACUAUAAGAUUGUGGGAUUUAAGAACGAAUGUAUGUCAAGGUAUAAUUAGACGAAAUGGACGACCAUCAUUGUCGUAUGACCCCGAAGGUAUUAUUUUGGCCACAGCCGUAUCAGGCAAUUCGAUUAAACUAUACGACGUUAGAAACUUUGACAAGGGUCCCUUUUCCAACUUUAUAGUACACCAUCCACAACCGGUUGAAUGGACCGGCAUGAAAUUCAGCAACGAUGAUGGGUCUGUCCACGUAUGGCGCACCCUCACAGGAGAGGAAAUAGCAGUAUGGGGAGGUCACCACUCCAAAGUAGGUUGUGUACAAUGGAAUCCAAAAUUAAUGAUGGCUGCAAGUGCAUGUUCAACUCUUUCAUUUUGGAUACCUUCAAUUAAUGAAUCAUAG